GUUCCUUUUUCAAUCCAAAGUUAUCUCUUCCUUUUGAUUCUUCUAUUUAAAUCCUUUGUCCUUUACUAUCUUUUCUUUUUCACUUGUCUCUCUCUCCACUCUUUAACCCGCCCGGCUAAAACAAAAAAAUCUCAGUCAAACAAAAUUCAUCAGAAAUUUUUCAAAGACGACGGCUUCUUUUAAAUUAAUCGAAGUUGAUCAUCAUUCGUCUCCUCUCUCCUUGAGAGUGAGGAGAGAUCUUUAUUUAUGUCCAAAUCUGAUUCGUCGUCUCUAGCUUCCCUCAAAUAGCUCCAAGUUUUAUGCUUUUGCUCACUUUCUGCUAACAAAUAACCUUGGAGACUGAGGUUUCCACUGGGUCAUAUUGUUCCUGGUGACCUUAACAGGAUUCAAGACAUGGCUAACCGAACAGACAACUCCAAUCGCUGUUCGAAUGGUAAAAAGCUGAAUGAUGGAAUGAAACUCAUUAUAGCAACAUUCAUAGGAGUAGUUAUUGGUUUCUUCUUGGGGAUAUCUUUCCCUACUUUGUCACUUACCAAAAUUAAUUUCCCCUCUACCAUUCUACCUUCUGUUGAUAUUGCUUACGUUGAAGACGAGACACCAGAAACAUCGAGCGAAACGCUUUUGCACACAUGGUCUUCUAGGACUCCGUCACAUAGGGCUAAUGCAUCACACUGGAAGAUUUGGGUUCCAUCUAAUCCCCGAGGUGCAGAGAUGCUCACUCCUGGUAUCGUUGCACCUGAAUCAGACUAUUACUUACGCAGACUCUGGGGUUUACCUGAGGAGGAUAUACCUGUGAAGCCAAAGUAUCUCAUUGCCUUUACAGUUGGUUUAAGUCAGAGAGUAAACGUUGAUGCUUGUGUCAAGAAGGUAAUCUCUUAUGCCGGCUCUCACCUUCCUUCCUGCUUAAAGCUUAAAGAGUCUUUUCUUCUUUAUUAUCCGCAGUUUUCAGAAGAUCUGUUCACCCUUGUUCUGUUCCAUUACGAUGGAAGAACCACUGAAUGGGACCAAUAUGAAUGGUCUAAGCGCGCAAUACACGUCAGCGUGCCAAAGCAAACCAAAUGGUGGUAUGCUAAAAGGUUUCUGCAUCCUGAUAUCGUGGCACCUUAUGACUACAUAUUCAUCUGGGAUGAAGAUCUCGGCCUUGAACACUUCAAUGUAGAAGAGUACAUUAGGCUUAUAAAGAAACACGGUCUAGAGAUAUCGCAGCCUGGUGUGGAGUCUGAGAAAAAGAUCACAUGGGAGAUAACUAAGAGAAAAACCAAAGGAGAAGUUCACAAGGAUGCCAAGGAGAAACCUGGUCGAUGCAAUGAUCCUCACUUGCCUCCUUGUGCAGCGUUUAUAGAGAUUAUGGCUCCUGUAUUCUCAAGAGACGCCUGGCGUUGCGUUUGGCAUAUGCUUCAGAACGACUUGGUUCAUGGUUGGGGUCUUGAUUUUGCACUUCGUAAAUGCGUAGAGCCUGCACAUGAGAAGAUAGGAGUUGUGGAUUCUCAAUGGAUCAUUCAUCAGACUGUUCCUUCUUUAGGCAGCCAGGGAGAGGAACACGACGGUGUAGCAGCGUGGCAAGGGGUGAGAGACAGGUGUAAAAGGGAAUGGACGAUGUUCCAAAGCAGAAUGGCGAGUUCCGAGAAGAUGUAUCUGAAGGAACUUGCAGCCGCUUCUUCAAACUCUACCAUUCCUUAAAAGUAACAAACAGAAAGACAAAGUGCGGGCUGGAAUCAAAACCAAGACGGUUGUAGCAAAAGUCCAUAAAAGUUCUUUUUUUCUUACUGUUCAUAUGAUGAUAAUGAUUAAGCAAAUUCAAACUUGUAAUUUUACACACAGGACACAUUUUUCAAAUAGAACAAUGAGAGAUUGUUGAUUGUUUUUCA
Messenger RNA from Brassica napus (rape), 1868 nucleotides. RefSeq lists its product as uncharacterized. The record is from RefSeq and is a predicted model, not a curated record. Bases 394 to 1680 code for a protein of 428 amino acids. NCBI's taxonomy places the organism in Eukaryota, Viridiplantae, Streptophyta, Magnoliopsida, Brassicales, Brassicaceae. The transcript has 14 exons.